This is a messenger RNA of Cercospora beticola, 1958 nucleotides long. RefSeq lists its product as uncharacterized. The record is from RefSeq and is a predicted model, not a curated record. NCBI's taxonomy places the organism in Eukaryota, Fungi, Ascomycota, Dothideomycetes, Mycosphaerellales, Mycosphaerellaceae.
GAAUUCAGCAAUGUGCUGCUCACGUGCAGCAGGCAGACUGCGCCUUGAACAUGGCUGAGGAAUUCAAGGACAUUGAUCUGACUGCCGACCAAGCAGAAGGCUCACAGGAGGAAGACUCCGGCGACAGCGAGCGUGAUGGACGUUUUCACGGUCCGGACGCCAGCUGGAAGUUCUACACCAAGGCCGAGCGGGAACUGGCAGCAUCUCUCGACCAAAUUGAGAACAACGAUCUAAGUGCACAUCUCUACAACACUCAUUGUCUCAAACAGCGCUCGUACAAUUCGUUGAGCGUGCUGCCGUGGCAGAGCAAACAGAGAUGGAUCGAUCGAGAAAAUUCCGCUCCGGGGCUGUUCCUUCCAGAUGCACACUGGACUGCAUGCCCUCUAAAACCAGCGGAGGUGCCCAGGACUGGAGAGGCAUGGGGCGUGGCGAUACCGGAUGAUACGCUGGAGACUUAUCGCUACGAGGAGAGUUGGCUGCCUGGUUCGCAGCUGCGAGACUGUCUACAAGCCGAAAUCCAGCGUCAAGCUAAAGAGCGACUGCGGCUUCGCACAUUUUCUGCCGUGGACAUUGAUUCUCAGUCAAGUGGCGAAAUCUCUACUCAAACAUCGGAAACCGACAGCAACGGCUCGGAGGCCGAUGCGUCACCAUCUACAUCGUCGUCUUCAUCGGGAGAAUCUAGUGAUGGUGCGGAACAGGAAGACGGUGAUGCCGCCAAUUCGAACAUCACUGCUCGAGCCUUUCCAUCGGUCGACGAUGAGUUUGCCACCAACCUCACACGGUCUGCAGUUGGUCAUAUUAUGUCACAGUUCGAUGCAGUACUCAAGGGACUUCACCAAAGCCGUAUGGGUCAUGCAAGAGAAGGUUCUCGUUCACGUCCUGGAUCCGCCACAAGCAUGCCGCCUACUUCUCCAGGAACAGAUUCGCAAACUGGCCAUGCCUCGGUCGGCUCGUCUCCCGAGCCUGCGAGUCGUGGCAGCUCAGCGCGACUUCAUCGUGGUCGUCAAGAUCUAGGCACUCGGGAUUGGAGCGAGGUACUGGGUAUUGCUGCUUUGGUAGGCGUAGAUCCCUCAAUCAUCGCUCGCGCACGACAUCGUUGCGCUACACUAUUCAAUGAAGACAUGGACUUUCGCGUAAUGCCUGAUGCUGCGCUGACACACGCAUCUGAGGGACUCGCUCGCGACCCAGCGAGAUCAGCAUCGGCCGCUGGAGGGGCGCCUAAUGUGGAGAUGGAUCUUCGAGACGGAUAUCCCUGCCCGCACACGUCUUGUGACCGCCAUGUCGAAUCGUAUCCUCAGCUUUGGCGGCUCAGAGAGCAUCUCAAGCGGAAGCACAAGCAUGAGACACAAGAAAUCAACGCCAUGGUAGGUCAUAUGAAGCAGUCGGCGAACUCGAGAGCAGGGAGACACCAGCUCGAGAGCGACAACGCAGACGAAGACGAAAACGGAGAAAGCCAAGAUCCAGUAAUAGACACGGUCGUGCACCACGACGAAUAUCUGCAGCCCAUCCUCAUCCCAAUAGGUAGAUCCAGAGAUCGGAAGAAGCGCCGCACACCAAGCAGAGAACAUCUCAAGCGAACAAAGGCGACUCAAAGUCAAGAUAUUGUAGUGGAUGGAGAGACCUCUUGAUUGGAAAGUUUCCGAUCUUCAGUGAGUUUCAUUGUGUCAAAGCUGCUCUUGCAGCUGUCCCAAUCUGUAGGCUGACUACGUAUUCUGUGUCAAUGCAUCAAGCCAUAGUCCUUCCAUUUAGCGCGCUGAGGACGAUGUUGCUCCGAUGGGGCCCCCAAAGGUGGUCGCAGAUGCUGUCCGCUUUGCUCAGAGCCGAUCAUCCUCGCUGUCUCCGUCCUCUGCUUUUUCCGUCUUGACUGCGUGCUUGACGCCCUCCUCCUCGUCGGCGUCAUCUUCGCUCGCGGCUUUCUUGGCUUUGGUAGCUUUGGGUUUCUGCGUCCUUCGUUAGCU